This is a messenger RNA of Drosophila suzukii, 573 nucleotides long. Its product is annotated as cecropin-B. Gene Ontology annotation, biological process: defense response to Gram-negative bacterium; antibacterial humoral response; defense response to Gram-positive bacterium. The record is from RefSeq and is a predicted model, not a curated record. Lineage: Eukaryota; Metazoa; Arthropoda; Insecta; Diptera; Drosophilidae. Gene Ontology annotation, cellular component: extracellular region.
CAGCAAGAGCAUCUCUUAUUUUCGCUAUAUAAGCUCAAUCUCUUCGGUUUCCAGUCAUCAGUCUUUAAGUUAUCACUGCAACAACAGCUUUCUUUUAGUCCGGUAAUAAAGCAACAGUCUCAUCAUGAACUUCAACAAGAUCUUCGUCUUUGUGGCCCUCAUCUUGGUGAUCAGUUUGGGAAAUUCUGAAGCUGGCUGGCUUAGGAAGCUGGGAAAGAAAAUCGAACGCAUUGGCCAACACACUCGGGAUGCCACCAUUCAGGUCAUCGGAAUCGCUCAACAAGCCGCCAAUGUGGCAGCCACAGCUCGAGGUUGAAAGCGAAUCUCGAAAACACUCUUCACGCCUCUUAGACUGCCUUUUAAUCUAAUUUAUAUUAUAACUUAAAAAAAAAUUAAAAUAUCCAAAAUGAGUUCUUAUGUCAAUGUCAAGAAAAACAUACAUAUUUAAACAAAUAUAAAUAAAAUACUAAUAAGCACGUAUGGAAAUUGUAUGUACACAAGUUUAAAUGCUGAUAACGUCUUCAUCUGCCGAUACAUUUCUUUGUAUAUUGUAUUCAAUCAGAUUUGGUAAUU